GGGGGGAGGGGGGAGGAGGAGCAGCAGGACGAGCAGGAAGCAGAGCUGAAGGCAGCAGAGAGAACGGAGCUGCGAGUCCGGACAGCAGCGCGUGUUCCGAGCUCUCCGCCACCCCCUGCCCGCAGUAGCAGCAGAGCCAGACCGCCAGCGCUAUGGCCGGUUGGAACGCCUACAUCGACAACCUCAUGGCGGACGGGACCUGUCAGGACGCGGCCAUAGUCGGCUAUAAGGACUCGCCCUCGGUCUGGGCCGCCGUACCCGGGAAAACCUUCGCCAAUAUCACGCCAGCUGAAGUCGCCGUAUUGGUUGGCAAAGAUCGUUCGACUUUCUUCGUAAAUGGGCUGACACUUGGGGGCCAGAAAUGUUCAGUGAUCAGGGAUUCGCUGCUGCUAGAUGGAGAGUACACCAUGGACCUUCGUACCAAGAGCACUGGGGGUGCUCCCACCUUCAACCUCACUGUUACCAUGACUGCCAAGACGCUAGUCCUGCUGAUGGGGAAGGAAGGUAUCCACGGGGGAAUGAUCAACAAGAAGUGUUAUGAAAUGGCUUCCCACCUUCGACGCUCUCAAUACUGACCCUCUCUGCCCCCUCUUCUUCCCCAAGGCUUCUGCACCAUUUCCCUCACCAUUGUUUUUUUGGGCCAUUCCCCCACCCACUUGUUGCUGCCAAAACUACACCUGGUGGGGGGGGGGCCAGGUUGGAUGGACAGGCACCCCCCCCUUUCCUUUUGAACCUCCUUCCUGUGUGUAGUUGGGAAGAUUUUUUUUUUUU
This is a messenger RNA of Trichosurus vulpecula (common brushtail), 771 nucleotides long. It is a transcript of the gene PFN1, whose product is annotated as profilin 1. Lineage: Eukaryota; Metazoa; Chordata; Mammalia; Diprotodontia; Phalangeridae. The record is from RefSeq and is a predicted model, not a curated record. Gene Ontology annotation, molecular function: actin binding. The transcript has 3 exons. Gene Ontology annotation, cellular component: cytoplasm. Gene Ontology annotation, biological process: positive regulation of actin filament bundle assembly; regulation of actin filament polymerization; actin cytoskeleton organization. Bases 153 to 575 code for a protein of 140 amino acids.